This is a messenger RNA of Gamsiella multidivaricata, 1896 nucleotides long. RefSeq lists its product as uncharacterized. Lineage: Eukaryota; Fungi; Mortierellomycota; Mortierellomycetes; Mortierellales; Mortierellaceae. The transcript is spliced from 4 exons. The coding region runs from base 1 to 1896 and encodes 631 amino acids. The record is from RefSeq and is a predicted model, not a curated record.
AUGGCUCCUGAGAAAGUGAUCCGCAUCGGAUGUUACAGUGCCUUCUGGGGCGACUCCGUCUCGUCUGCCGAACAGCUGGUCGCUCUCGAGGGCAAGAACCUCGACUACCUCGUGGCCGAUUACCUUGCUGAGGUGACCAUGGGUCUACUCGCCCGUCACCGCAAGUCCGGCGGCGCGUCCAAGAAGCCCAGCCGUGCCGGUCCGGGCGGCUAUGUCGGGGACUUCAUCAACUUCGUCUGGAAAAGACUGGUCGAAGAUAUCGUCGCCAACGGCACUAAGGUCAUCACUAACGCCGGAGGACUCGAUCCUCUGGCCCUCAAGGAGGCGAUUGAAACUAUCGCCAAAGAGAACGGCAUCGACAACUUGGUCGUCGCUGCUGUCACUGGAGACGAUCUGCACGAGCGUGCCGAGGUCAUGAACGCCAAGGGCGAGCUCCUCCCCUUCAACUACAUCACCGGCAACAAGGAUGAAGUGGACCGAUACCCCGGCAAGGAGAAGAACAACCUGUCACUGAACGCGUACUUGGGAGCAGUGCCGAUUGCAGAGGCCCUUGAUGCCGGAGCUUCAAUCGUUGUUACAGGACGCGUUGUGGACAGUGCGCUCGUCUUGGGACCUCUCCUGCACGAGUUCAAGUGGAAUCCACUCAAGGAUUGGGAUCAGAUGGCAGGUGCCUCGCUGGCUGGACACAUUAUCGAGUGCGGUUGUCACACCACAGGAGGCAACUUCACCGACUGGGAAUUGAGCGCCAACUCGCCCCACGGAGGAUGGGCCAAUAUGGGCUUCCCUGUCGUGGAAUGUCAUGCCAAUGGUGAGUUUAUUGUCACAAAGCCAGCCGAGACGGGUGGAUUAGUAACGGUGGCUACUGUCGCGGAGCAGCUGGUCUAUGAGGUCUUGGACCCCGGAUCGUAUAUUCUCCCAGAUGUCAUUCUCGAUCUCCGCAAUGUCAAGGUGGCACAGGUUGGCAAGGAUCGCGUUCUGGUAACGGGUGCUAAAGGCAGGCCUCCAACCCCUUACCUCAAGUGCUCUGGAAUUUAUGUUGAUGGCUACAAGAUCACUGCUGAUCUCUGGAUUGGCGGUGUGGAUGCCAGACGCAAGGCACUCGCAGUUGGAGAUGCGGUCAUUAAGCGUGCCAGGAAGAACCUCGAGCGAUUCGGCAUUGAGGACUAUACCGCUGUCCGUGUUGAGGCACUCGGCUCUGAAUCGAGUUAUGGGCCCCACUCGACCGCUCUUGAUGCCCGCGAGGUCUGCUGCAGAAUCACUGCUGUACACCCCGAGAAACAUGGUCUACUUCUCCUUGGUGUCGAGUUGGCACCCAGUGCAACUGGAAAUGCUCCCGGUAUCACCGGAGGUGGAGCUGGCCGCCCUCAUCCCAGCCCCAACAUGACCCACUACUCGAUUUUGGCACCCAAGUGGGCCGUUCCUGCUCAAUUGACCAUUGGCAGCGGCGACAAGCAGAUCCAGAAAACCAUUCCCUUCACUGGACCAAGUGACGCCAAGAACGAGUACCCACCCGCUCUUCCCGCUGCUCCCUUGCCUUCAGCCAACUCGAACGAGGAGACCGUCCUUAUUCCCUUAAUCCGCAUCGCCUAUGCUCGUAGCGGUGACAAGGGUGACACUGCCAAUGUUGGCGUGAUUGCUCGCGAUUCCAAGUUUUAUCCUUACAUUAACCAGCAGUUGACUGCUGACUCUGUCAAGGAGUACAUGGGUCACCUUGCUCAAGGCAAGGUUGCGCGCUAUGAGCUCCCUGGUAUUCAGGCCUUGAACUUUGUCCUGACACGCAGCUUGGGUGGUGGUGGACUGAGCUCGUUGAAUUUGGAUCGUCAGGGCAAAUCUUAUGGUCAGAUGCUGCUUAGCUUCAAGGUCAAGGUGCCGAAGGGCCUUCUCUCGAGCCUGUAA